This is a messenger RNA of Pseudozyma flocculosa PF-1, 1197 nucleotides long. RefSeq lists its product as uncharacterized. Gene Ontology annotation, biological process: 'de novo' IMP biosynthetic process. Gene Ontology annotation, molecular function: formyltetrahydrofolate deformylase activity. Lineage: Eukaryota; Fungi; Basidiomycota; Ustilaginomycetes; Ustilaginales; Ustilaginaceae. The record is from RefSeq and is a predicted model, not a curated record. The transcript has a single exon. The coding region runs from base 1 to 1197 and encodes 398 amino acids.
AUGUUCAACCUCAUCGGAUCCAAGACCGCCACUCUUGCUGCCACCGCCGUCACCAGAAACAUCGCCCUUCGCUCGUCCACCCUCGCCGCCAGCCGACCUCUCGUCGUCCCGACCCAGCUCAGCCAGGUUCGCACCCUCCGAUCCCUCGCCGACCUCGAAAAGAUGGCCGCUCCUGCUACCACGCCCGCCGCCGCCGCCGCCACUGCCACCGCCACCCCGGCUCAGCACGGCUCUAUCCUCCCCUCCAAGAUCAAGCCCAAGGUCUCGGCAUCGGCGCCCCCUCCGCCCUCGAUCAUCCUCACCCUCUCCGGCCCCGAUGGCCCCGGCAUCGUCCACUCCAUCUCCGGCUUCCUCGCCCGCCGCAACAUGAACAUCAUGGACUCGGCCCAGUUCGGUGACCCCACCACCGGCACCUUCUUUAUGCGCAUCCACGCCUCGGAGCCCGAGUCGGCCGACGGCACCUACGCCGACCCCAAGGCCGAGGGCUACGCCGCCCAGCGCGCCGCCUUUAUCGAAAAGGUCCAGCGCGAGUUCCAGGAGGAGUUUGCCACCGCCGCAGAGGUCAGCGUCAAGAUUUACGGCGCAGAGGAAAAGCCCCGCACCCUCAUCAUGGUCUCCAAGAUCGGCCACUGCCUCAACGACCUCCUCUUCCGCAUCUCCUCCAACACGCUCCCGAUCGAGGUGCCCCUCAUCAUCUCCAACCACCCCGACUACGCGCCCCUCGCCGCCGCCCACGGCAUCCCCUUCUACCACCUCCCCAUCGACCCGGCCAGCGGAAAGACAAAGGAGUGGCAGGAGUCCGAGAUGGUCAAGCUGGCCAAGCAGUACGGCGUCGAGAUGAUUGUCCUCGCCCGCUACAUGCAGAUCCUCUCGCCCCAGCUGUGCCAGAUCUUUUCGGGCCGCAUCAUCAACAUCCACCACUCGUUCCUCCCCUCGUUCAAGGGCGCCAAGCCCUACCACCAGGCCUUUGAGCGCGGCGUCAAGCUCAUCGGCGCCACCGCCCACUUUGUCACCGCCGACCUCGACGAGGGCCCCAUCAUCGAGCAGGCCGUCGAGCGCGUCACCCACGCAAUGACCCCCGCCGACCUCGUCCGCGCCGGCUCCGACGUCGAGGCCCGUGUCCUCGCCCGCGCCGUCAAGUGGACCGCCGAGAGGAGGGUCCUCGCCAACGGCGCAAAGACUGUCGUCUUCAACUGA